Molecule: messenger RNA, 3783 nt
Organism: Capsaspora owczarzaki ATCC 30864
Lineage: Eukaryota; Filasterea; Ministeriida; Capsasporidae
Product: T-box transcription factor TBX4
Exons: 2
Coding region: 1-3783 (1260 amino acids)
Biological process (GO): cell fate specification; positive regulation of DNA-templated transcription; regulation of transcription by RNA polymerase II
Cellular component (GO): nucleus
Molecular function (GO): RNA polymerase II cis-regulatory region sequence-specific DNA binding; DNA-binding transcription factor activity, RNA polymerase II-specific
Source: RefSeq, a predicted model, not a curated record
AUGGGCGAGCGACGCAUCACACGGAGCCUGUCUGGCUCGAUUGGUGGCGGGAGUGCAGGCGCGCAUGCAGCGUUUGGCUUUUCAAUGGACCCGGGCAUUGGCAUUGGCUCGGGGCUCGGGUUUGCCGCUCCGGUCGCCGCCACUGAUGCGAAUGCUGCAUCGAUGACCACCAGCGCGUCGCCAGGCCGGGCAGCAGGGCAGCAGCAGCAACAAGGGCAGCAGCAGCAACAAGGGCAACAGCAACAGCAGCGAGAGCCGAGACUAAGUGCGAGGAACCUCGCACUUCCCGACGACCGCAGCGCCCUUGCUGGAACGAGCGCGUCGUCCAUGCGCUCGGCUGCCUCCACGGCAUCGUCAGGGGCGCAUGCAGCGUCUCUGGGUGCGCUGCGGCGGGGUGGCGCUUCGGGACACUCGCUGGCUGGACGGCGCGGAGGAGGCAACAACAACCACGACGACACCAACAACAACCGCUCGAGCAGCGGCGAUGCCACGGCCGACGACGCAGACCACCCGCUUGCCGUGACACGGUCGAACGGCAGCGCCAUCCAAGUGUCCCUGCGAGGCGAGGCGCUGUGGAAGCGAUUCAGCGAAAACACGACCGAGAUGAUUCUCACCCGAAACGGACGCUGCUUGUUCCCAGUGCCCAAGAUUGACGUUGGCGGCUUGCAGCCGAACGCGUUGUACUCGAUCGUGCUCGAGUUUGUCCCUGCCAACGGCGCGCGGUGGAAGUUUGAUCUCGUCGACCAAGAGUGGCGGCCGCUGGUUGGGCCGUCCCGACCAAUCACCCAGGCGAGCUACACGCACCCGGAUUCGCCUGCGCUGGGAUCCGUGUGGAACGCCUCCAAGAUCAACUUUAACAAGCUCAAGAUCACCAACGUGCCCAACACGGGCGAUCACGUCGUGCUCAACUCGUUCCAAAUGUACAAGAUGGUCGUCCGCAUUGAUCAGCUCAACCCAGCCACCAACCAGCCCACGUCAACCGUGUUUAGCGAAACGCUGCCGUACUCUUCGUUCAUUGCCGUGACAGUCUACCAGGGCCUUGCCAUGCGCGAACUCAAGAAGAGCACCAAUCCCCACUCUGGCAUCCAACACCACCAAUCGCAAAAAGAGCUGCUGCUCGCCGCCGCCGCCGCCGCCGCCACGACUGGAACUGCAAAGAGCAAAGGUAACAAGCGGCGCCCAACUGGUGCUGCUGUCGCCUCUGCCGAUUCUGGCUCGACGGACGAAGAACCGCAGUUCAGAGAAGCGAAGGACGAUCGGGCAAAGCGCAUUCGUCUCGACACCCAGCGGCAAUCUCCACCGCGCAACGGCAACAACAACGGCAACGGCAACAACAACAGCAACAGCAACAGCAACAGCAACAGCAACGGGCUCCUUCAACAGUCAGAUCUCAUCUCUGGUAGCCAAUUUGACUUUCUCCAGAAUGAGCUCAACUUGUUCAAUUCCGCCUUUUUGCAAUCCGGCAACUCGAUCAAUCCCUCCGCUUCUACUUUCAGCUUGUUUAAAAACGCGGCGGCGGCUGCACUCGCCGAAACUCAAGCACCCAGCACCUCGUUCGCACAGCCGUCCGACUCGACAAUCACCGGUGGCAACCCGUCCCGGAUGUUGCUGCAUAACGCCGACAGCCUGCGGUCGGGGAGCUCCAACUCGGUGCUGGGCAUCAUUCCAUCGUCUUCUGCGUUUGCGCUGGCUGCUGCCGCCGCCCACAGCCACCAGCUUGGCUUGCUGAGCUUGCCUCCCAGCUCCAAUGCCCCUUCCAAUGCGCUUCCAACCACCAAUGGGGCUGUCGCAGCCGUCAAACAGGAGGCAGAAUCGACGACCACUGGAUCGGCUCCCGCAGCAUCAUCAUCAUCAGCAGCAGCAGCAGCGUCCGCCGCCGCUGCGCAAACCUCACCCCAAGCUCAAGAAAAGGCGCGGCUUUUGGGCCAGCGACGCCACGGUGGUCGCUUGUCCGGGGCUCAGCACAGGGGGGACACCUUGGCUGGGCCUGAUAACUCAAUGUUUGCUGCACCCAAUUCGACCCUCUUUGGAGGGUUUGCCAGUUUCGAGGUCCCUCCAGCUCCAUCCGCACACAUGCGCACCACUCCCUCUCCAUUGCAGUUGCAGAACAAUGAUGCAAGCCCGCCAGUCAUGUCGUCGCAUCCCAUGCGCACACGUCGAAGCAUCACCAGUCAGGAUGGGCUGGCGCUUCACCAACCCCACGCACCGCAGCACCAGGCGCAGUAUCAGCAACAACAGCAGCAACAGCAACUGCAACAACAACAACAACUGCAACAACAACAACAGCAGCCGCUCGACCAACCACAACAAACGCAGCCCUGGCGAUCGCAGCAAAACCAGCUCACCCACGUUUUUAGUGCGUCAGCGCAGUCGUUUCCGUCGCUGUUGGCCACUUUUGGCGCCGGAGGCCUUGCAGGCUCGGCCAGUGUCAACGCUUCCUCGUUUUCUCUCGCGGACAGCCAGCCGUUGGCCCAAUGGCUCAGCUCGUUUGCCGACCCGAAUGCUCUUCCGUUUUCGCGUGAGUCCGUCAUGCAUCUGUCGGAUCUGAAAGGCAGUCUUUCUGGAGGGUUGAGCUCGCUCGGACUCGGGAGACGCGAUGUGCCGAUGGCCACGCAGUUCGGAUUUGGUCCGAUUGGCACGCAGUUUGGCGUUGCCCCGAUGCCACAGCCCACCUUGCAACAGUUGCAGGUGCGACAGCAGCAAUUCCAGCAAGAGCAGCAGCAGCAGCAGCAGCAGCAACAGCAGCGACAGCUUCAAGAGUUUCAGCCGCAAGCACCGUAUCAACAAUUCGGGCACACUCAGCAGCAACAGCAGCAGCCAUUCUACAACCAACAGAACCAACAGAUGCAGACGCCGCCGUCUGCCAGUAACCUGUUUGCCUCGUUUAGUGGAUUUGGAGGACUGGAUCCCUCAAUGACACUGUCCGCCAACUCGUCGGGUGGCGUCGCGCAGUUUGCCUCUGGGCGCCGCGUCACGCGCAGCAUGUCUGGCUCGUCAGGCCAUCCAUUCCCCUCCAUGGAGAGCUCUGCGGCACCUGCCACGAGUUCUCAAACCUAUCCCCCAGCAGCAGCAGCACAGGGCCUGGACCAAGACCAGAACGCAAGUGGCGCCAUGCUCACCACUCCGAUGGGCUCGUUUGCAUCCAACAACAACAACAACAUGCUCCGUCCAUCUUUUUCUUCCGAAGGCCUGCCCCUGCCUCCACCGUCCACGAUUGGCAUCGAGCUGGUUGGCAAAGAUCUUUGGGAGCAGUUCCACCAGCUGGGCACCGAAAUGAUUCUCACCAAGAAAGGGCGCUGUCUGUUCCCGCACCCAGUGAUUCGUUUGACCGGGCUGCAACCCGACGCCAAGUACACUGUCAUUCUUGAGCUUUCUCCAGUCGACAGCACGCGCUGGAAGUACGCCAAUGCAGAAUGGCAGCCGAACGGCCGCAUCGCGCUUCCGCUGCUGCCAACGUUGUGCACCCACCCAGAUUCGCCCGCCACCGGUGAGGCAUGGAUGGCAAAGGAGGUUUCGUUUGUUCGAGUUCGCGUCACCAACACCUUCAACGAGACGGGAAAUGUUCUCUUGAACACAUUCCAAAAGUAUGUGCUGCACUUCCACGUCGUUCAAGUCGACUCUGUCACCCACGCCCCGCGUGUGGUCGAGACGCGCCGCUUCCCGGAGACGGAGUUCGUUGCCGUGACUGUCUACCAAAACGUGAACAUUCGCAAACUCAAAAAGCAAACCAACCCGCACGCGACGCGAGAUUUUGACACUGAGGUUGAGGAGGACGAGUCGUGA